AUGAAGCACUACGUCGUAUUUGUUCUACUAAUUAUCAGUGUGCAAUGCAUGUCCAAUCCACGGAUAACAAGGCAGGCUGAUGAUUAUGACGAUGGCAUGGGGUUUAAUAGCAACGGUAGAGGUGGUGAUGAUGACUUCAUUGCUAACUCUUCGAGUUGUCCCGCAGGGAUGACUAGAGCGCCGUGGGGCGCUUGUAUAGCGUGUUACGAAUACCGGCAAAAAUUUGGCCAUGCGGGAAAUAACUGCUAA
Pieris macdunnoughi is the source of this 249-nucleotide messenger RNA. The record is from the annotation of a GenBank genome assembly. Lineage: Eukaryota; Metazoa; Arthropoda; Insecta; Lepidoptera; Pieridae.